This is a messenger RNA of Erinaceus europaeus (western European hedgehog), 1319 nucleotides long. RefSeq names its product regulator of G protein signaling 10 (gene RGS10). The record is from RefSeq and is a predicted model, not a curated record. The transcript is spliced from 5 exons. Gene Ontology annotation, biological process: regulation of G protein-coupled receptor signaling pathway. Lineage: Eukaryota; Metazoa; Chordata; Mammalia; Eulipotyphla; Erinaceidae. Bases 465 to 1022 code for a protein of 185 amino acids. Gene Ontology annotation, molecular function: GTPase activator activity; G-protein alpha-subunit binding.
CCCGAGAGUGGCAAGGGGCCCCGGGGUGCACGGAAGGCCUGGGGCUGGGCUCCCCGCGGUCGGGGCGCUCCAUCCCGGGGGUGGCUCCAGGAACUGGGGGGCUCGGACGGGCCUGCACCCUACUCCUGAACCCCAAGAGUAGCGAGAGGUCCCGGGUCGCACAGAGCCCCUGGGGGUGGGCUCCCAGCGGCCGGGACGCUCCAUUCCGGGAGCGGCCCCGGGAGGAACUUGCUUUUCGGGGGAGGGUCACCCGGGCCGUCCAGACCCCCCGUCCCGCCCCAUCCCGCCCCCACCCCCCUGGGCGGGACUCCGGGCGCCGGGAGCGCCACGCGGCGGGGGCGGGCUCCUCCCGCUCCUCCUCCCGCUCCCGCGGCCGCGCCUCCUCCGCGGCUCCCCGCCCUCCUCCCGCCGCGCCGGGCCCGCCGCCGCCCGCCCGCUGCUCCUCCUUCCCGGGCGCCGCGGCGAUGUUCAACCGCGCCGUGAGCCGGCUCAGCAGGAAACGGCCGCCGUCAGACAUCCAUGACAGUGAUGGGGGUUCCAGCAGCAACCACCAGAACCCCAAGAGUGCGGCCAAGUGGGCGGUGUCCCUGGAGAACCUGCUCGAAGAUCCAGAAGGCGUGAAAAGAUUCAGGGAAUUUCUAAAAAAGGAAUUCAGUGAAGAAAAUGUCUUGUUUUGGCUCGCCUGUGAAGAUUUUAAGAAGACGCAAGAUAAGAAGAAGAUGCAGGAGAAGGCGAAGGAGAUCUACAUGACCUAUCUGUCCAGCAAGGCCUCGUCGCAGGUCAAUGUGGAGGGGCAGUCCCGGCUCAGUGAGAAGAUUCUGGAAGAACCACACCCGCUGAUGUUCCAGAAACUCCAGGACCAGAUCUUCAACCUCAUGAAGUACGACAGCUACAGCCGCUUCUUGAAGUCCGACUUGUUCUUAAAACACAAGCGGACAGAGGAGGAGGAGGAGGAGGAGGAGGAAGACUCACCUGAUGCCCAGACAGCGGCGAAAAGAGCUUCGAGGAUCUAUAACACCUGAGUUUCCCGGAGCCGGUGUUUGGGGGGAAGAGCCAGUCUGUGCCGGACUGGGUGUGACUGCUAGUGACUCAACAGGACUGAGAUGUCAAAGCCCCUCUGGGUGGAGGGUGUCUGUGUAUUUUAUUAACUGCUUGACCAAGUCAGUUUUGCAUGAUGGCUAAUCUUACUUAAAAAAAAAAAGGAAAAUAAAUAACUUUGAAAUUUUAGUACACACACACACACACACAGGUGAAAAAAAAGGGCCUUUGACACUGGAUACUUGGAGCGUUUUAUAGCUUGAUUAAACUUCACACGAGGC